Molecule: messenger RNA, 2012 nt
Organism: Toxotes jaculatrix (banded archerfish)
Lineage: Eukaryota; Metazoa; Chordata; Actinopteri; Toxotidae
Gene: tmem45a
Product: transmembrane protein 45a
Exons: 5
Coding region: 1-834 (277 amino acids)
Source: RefSeq, a predicted model, not a curated record
AUGGGGAGUUUCAAGGGCCAUGCUCUACCUGGGAGCUUCUUCCUUGUAGCUGGGAUCUGGUGGACAGGAAAGUACUCGCUCUGGCACGCCACCCGCAGGAACAAGAACAUAGGCUCCACUCGACUGGCCAGCAGAGCCUCACAGCGCCGCUUGGAGAUCAUCGAAAGCUCCGUCAUACUCUUCUUCUCUCUUAUUGGGAUGCUGGCAGAGCAGUUUGCUGCAGGUGGGCCGAGGCUCCAGUUGUAUGACUUUGCAGAGAAACACUGGGAACAUCUGAUGAACUGGCAGCAUGCCACCAUGUACCUAUUCUUUGGCCUGGCUGGGACUGUGUCUCUGAUUAUCCACACCACAGAGGCUGCCCCACUGGCACUGGAUAGGUUAAUGCUGGCCAUUUCUUUCUUUAAUGAAGGAUUUCUUUUCCUCUACCACCUUCACGGCAGAAGUAUGCUGGACGUCCACGUACACCAUCUGCUGCUCUACGCCAUCUUUGGAGAGGCUCUUGUCGCCUCCCUUGAGGUCUUUCACCGAGGCAACAUCAUUCUGGAGCUGCUGCGGUGUACCCUCACCAUCCUGCAGGGAAGCUGGUUCUGGCAGAUCGGUUUUGUGCUGUAUCCUCCCAGUGGCCCUGAGUGGGACAUGAAGGAUCCCAGCAACAUGAUGUUUAUCACCAUGUGUUACUCCUGGCACCUUGCCUUCGCCAUGCUCGUCGUGAGCGUGCUCUAUUGCACCAUCAGCUGUGUGGUUCGCUCCAGAUUGAAGAGGACUCCUCCGAUGGAAAUGGGACUUCUGAAGCCCAGAGAGAGGGACCCAGAGUCAGAGGAUGAGAUUUUAUGAAGAGGACGGUUGUUCACCUACAUAGUGACUCAUGUAUAUCACAGUUAAAUCAGGGUUCAAAUGUUUGCAGCAAUAGGCCUGAAAGCAAGGCAUGCAGACAAAAAAGGGAUAAGGACGUGGUCUCUGGAUGCUUAGUUUUAGAAAUAUAUCUCUACCUCUGCCUUAUUUUAAUCAGCUGUAUGCCCCUUUUAGCCUUACUCUUAUUGUUCAUGGCUAUUUAUUCAGCUGUGGCCAAACACUUAUAUACUAUUCUUUCAUAUUCUUUUAUUAUUAUUUACACAUACACCAUAAGUGAACAUAAACCCAUAAGGGUAAGCUUUAUGGAUCGCAUGGAUGGAUCAUUUGACUUGCCUUACUCUUCUUGUCAGACAUGUUGUUAAGUAGUGCCAUCGUGUGGUGAAAACUAUGAACAUCAUCAGUAUAGCAUACACUACUUGAAAGUAAUUUAUGUGGCUUCUUUGUGCUGUAAUGUGAGGAAGCUGAGUCACACGUGUGAGUCAAAUCUGAUGCCAAACAAUAAGAAUUUCAGUAAAAUUCUUUAAAUGUUUACAUUUUGUUAUUUGACAUUACUACAGACUCCAUUAUUGGUGCUGUUGUUGUUAACGUCUGUGUUUGUUAGUGCAGAAUAUAUUAAGUGUUAAUGUCUUAACAUUGUCUCUGUGUAGGGAUUUACUGCUGAGGCUGCAGCAGAGGCUAACAUGUUGUUUGUAGUAAUCUUAUCAUACACCCUCCCACCAUCUAAAUACUUAGGAAUAUUCAUAGAAGCCAUGGUGCUGUAAAUGUUAUUUCUACUUUCUCACAUCACAUCACAUCACAUUAAAACCAAAUGAUCAAACAUGCAUCACACAGUCAGCCCAGCAGGAGGUAGUCAUUUUCUCCUAUCCCUGAUAAACUGACCCUUCAGAUUUACUUCUGUCAGGAUGGUACAGUAUAUACAGUAUGUACAGGAGCAGCAGGCGUCAACAAAGAUCUUCUAUGCUGAAGAAACCUGAUCACUCAGUGCUUAAAAAGGUGGCCUGUGUCUGAUGGCACUGGGACUCUGGAGUCUCCUUUUCUACAAAUUUCUUUUGUUUAUCAGACAGUUUGGUAUGUUGCAGACAUGAAACAGCUGAAACCAGUGAUUGCUGUAAGUACUGACUAAGCCUCUGCUUAUUUUCUUGAUAAACAGUUUUAAUGCC